UUUGUUGUGGAAGUGACGUCGGUUAGAAUAGUCUGUGUUGUGUGUCUCAGUUGGAUCUGUAUUAAGGAAGAGCGGAGAAUGGCGGGCCUGUGGAGAUCCUAUCAGGCUCUGAUGACCAGGCAUCCAUGGACUGUCCAGAUAAUCACAGCCGGCACGCUGGUGGGGGUGGGUGAUGUCAUCUCCCAGCAGGUGCUUGAGAGGCGGGGUCUGGCCAAUCACAACGUGACACGGACGGCCAAGAUGAUGAGCAUCGGAUUCUUCUUUGUCGGGCCUGCAAUAGGUGGCUGGUACAAGGUUCUGGACAAGCUGUCACUGGGGACUAAAAGUGCUGCCAUGAAGAAAAUGCUUUUGUUUUUUCUUGUCAUGUAUCAACAGUUGGGCUUUGCACCGUGUUUCCUGGGUGCCUUCCUGGGGAUCUCUGGAACCUUGAAUGGACUGACUGUGGAGGAGAACGUUGCCAAGCUCAAGAGGGACUACACAGAUGCCUUGAUCUCAAAUUACUAUCUAUGGCCUGCAGUCCAGAUUGCCAACUUCUAUUUUAUCCCACUGCACCACCGAUUGGCUGUGGUCCAGAUUGUAGCUAUCGGCUGGAAUUCCUACUUGUCCUGGAAARCCAAUAAGAUGUGAUGGAUAUUUCAGGACCCGCCCUACCUCACACAUAUAGGACUAUCAAUGAGACUUUUACACCUGCAAAUAGUGUGAUACACGGAAUCCAGAAAGCUGUGAAUCGCACACUAAGUUAGCAGUCAGGAAAAAAAUUGUUAACAAACACUAUGAAAUAUUCAAACUUGGGGAAAAAAGAAACUUGAAACUCAAACUUUUGCAUAGUGAAAGAUUUUUGUGAAAUUUUGUCACAUCUACACUACUGGUCAAAAGUUUGGACACACCUACUCAUUCAAGGGUUUUUCUUUAUUUUUACWAUUGAAAUAAGACAU
Salvelinus sp. IW2-2015 is the source of this 935-nucleotide messenger RNA. RefSeq names its product mitochondrial inner membrane protein MPV17 (gene mpv17). The record is from RefSeq and is a predicted model, not a curated record. Gene Ontology annotation, biological process: cellular response to reactive oxygen species. Lineage: Eukaryota; Metazoa; Chordata; Actinopteri; Salmoniformes; Salmonidae. Gene Ontology annotation, cellular component: mitochondrion; cytoplasm; membrane.